Molecule: messenger RNA, 2178 nt
Organism: Penicillium expansum
Lineage: Eukaryota; Fungi; Ascomycota; Eurotiomycetes; Eurotiales; Aspergillaceae
Exons: 2
Coding region: 1-2178 (725 amino acids)
Molecular function (GO): protein binding
Source: RefSeq, a predicted model, not a curated record
AUGGCGACUGUCAAUAGGAAUAUGUUCGGAGCGAGCAUAACCCAACCGCCUGGCGGUACCCAGUUGAUGGUUCUGCCGUUGAAUCUCAUCGCGGAGAUUGUGUCGCAUGUCGACGAUACAGGCGAUCUCGCCCGGCUAUGUCGAACAUGUCGGGUCCUCAAUUAUAUGGCGCUGCCACAGCUAUACCGGAGCCUGACGCUGACCUCCUACGACAAAAUUCGUUAUCGCGGUGAACAACCAGAAGGAAUAGGGAGUGCCAGUCCCUUCACGAUGGGGUUGAAUGCGAUUAUUACACGAUCUUAUGCGACGCUGGUACAGUCGAUGACACUACGCGGGGAAUGGAAAGACCAUGAGCUGGAGGAGCAUGCCCGAGUCGGCCGGGUGCCCGACGCAUCGAUGUUGUUGAACAUCGCCGCCCGCGCUGCGGUAGAUCGCAUGACUAAUCUGGAAAGCUUCAAUUGGGAACUGAACACCAAAAUGCUCGACACGGUUUAUACAGGGCUGACCCAGCUGCCGAAGCUCACAUCCCUGACGAUCCGGUUUCCGUCCAGUCGUCACCCACAGCCCACUUUCGUGAUACCGGGCAUGCCGCAUUUGCGAUGUCUGAAAAUCACCGAUAUCGACCCGCUAUGCUACCCCGAUGAUAUUGCGACUCUUCUUUGUAAAAGUAGGAAACUGCGCGAAUUGAAAUUACAUUGGUCGCCACGCAUGCGAGAUGCACACGAGCCUAGUGUCUCUCUGCAUGAUUACUUCCGCAAGCUGAUCGCAAGCAAGCAGCCCCUGGCGGUUAAGAAAUUCUCCUUCCAGAAUCUGUAUGCCUUCCACACCGACGAUUUCAACUACGCUUUUGAUCCGACGACCGUCGAAGAUGUCACAUUCCUCAGUGGUGUUGAGGGCUCUAGUCUGGUCAACACAUUCGUCGAGAGCAGCUGGCCGACAGUCCCACCCCAUGCCAAGCUCCGCAUGAAAUCCGUUCGGAUGGAUGCAGUGUCAAAACGGAACUCGGAGUUCAUUGGGAAUUUCUCUGGACUCGAGCGGCUAUACUUCGUCAAUGUCACAUCGGAAUCAAGCGACCUUCUCAAUUCUCCACGACCCGGAGGAGGCGCCGUCUCAUCAGCGCUUACGCCCCCAACAUCCGAACACCAUUUGUCUGCGCCCAACGGAACCACAACCAACUCUCCUAUUACUUCUGCUUCUCCGGCUAGCCAGCUCAGUGUUAUGGCUAGCAUACGAGACCUCUACCUUUCACACAUUACCACAAAUCAUGGCGCGACAUUGCGCCAUCUCCUUCUCCCAUCUAAAUGGCCUCUCUCCACCGGGAUGGUCGCGCGACUCGUUCACAGCUGUCCAAAUUUGGAGCAGCUCGCCCUCGCUACCGAAUUUUCUAGCAUGGACUCACUGGGAUUGCUAAUACCCUUCCUCCGGAAGCUGAAAGCGAUCCGACUUCUCAUACCCCCAACCUCUGCACAGUCCUCAAAUGGUCCUGCAGGUUCUACACCGAAGAUGCCAGCAUGUGCACGAGGAAUGGCAGUGUCCAAUGUAAGCACAGUGAUGCAAGAGACAUUCAUGAAUGCCAAGACUCUUGCAGAGGUGGUGGACAUCGACGACUCGCUCCUGGCAGAAACGUUGAGUUACGAUCUUGGCAACAAACAAGUUUACGGAAACGUGAAGAUCAUCAGUAUGGGCUGGAAAGCGUGGGAACUGCGGGACUUCUACAAAGCCCCGGUCCCAUUCGUGAUCAAUAAAGAGCCCCCAAUACCAACAGAUGGCGAUAAUGCAUCCCCGGAGACAACCACAAAUAGCCCUGUUCCCACGCAGGGUACCAACGGUGCUGGACUCAACACACCGUAUCAGCCUUCCGUCGCCUAUAAGUCACCCGAUACACAGACAACACAUAUCUCUUCUUGGUCAAAUCCAAGAUCCGGCGUCCUACCACCGUCAACAUUAGGGAAACGAUCGCGAGAUCGAGAUGAUAGCGAAACUCCCAGACCACCAACAAGCGGCCCGUAUAUUCCUGACAGGCACGAAGACAGUGAGGAUCCUACGGCCUUCUACCCCGGCUGCUACCCGUACACCCUGGCCGAGGAUGGUCUUGUGUGGAGACGGCGUGUGCGACGGGUUGGGUGGGAGGCUCUGAAGCAUUGGGAGGUGUGGGCGUUGGAUGCGCAGGAGAUUUGA